AAAAGCAGACGCUCUCAAGAUGUCUUCUGAUAAGGACCAAGUUUUUAUCUCAAUGUCACAAAGAAACACCGAUGGCCUCCUGGGGACCACCCCCAAAGACCAGAAGACCGGAGGAGCCGUGUUAAGUUUCCAUAACAUCUGCUAUCGAGUGAAAGUGCAGAGUGGAUUUCUACUUAGUCGAAAAACAGUUGAGAAAGAAAUACUGAUAAAUGUCAAUGGGAUCAUGAGACCUGGCCUCAACGCCAUUCUGGGACCCACAGGUGGAGGCAAAUCUUCGUUGUUAGAUAUCUUAGCUGCAAGGAAAGACCCACUGGGAUUAACUGGAGAUGUUUUGAUAAAUGGAGCACCUCGACCUGCCAGUUUCAAAUGUAUCUCAGGUUAUGUGGUACAAGAUGAUGUUGUGAUGGGAACUCUGACAGUGAGAGAAAAUUUACAGUUCUCAGCAGCUCUUCGCCUUCCAUCAACUAUGAAGAAUCAUGAAAAAAAUGAACGGAUAAACAUGGUCAUUCAAGAGUUAGGUCUGGCUAAAGUGGCAGAUUCCAAGGUUGGAACUCAGUUUACUCGUGGUGUGUCUGGAGGAGAAAGAAAAAGGACUAGUAUUGGAAUGGAGCUUAUUACCAAUCCAUCCAUCUUGUUCCUGGAUGAGCCCACAACUGGCCUAGACUCAAGCACAGCUAAUGCUGUCCUUUUGCUCCUGAAGAGGAUGUCUAAACAUGGACGAACCAUCAUCUUCUCCAUUCAUCAGCCUCGUUAUUCCAUUUUCAAGUUGUUUGAUAGCCUCACCUUAUUGGCCUCAGGAAAACUGAUGUUCCAUGGGCCUGCUCAGGAAGCCUUGGGAUACUUUGCAUCAGCUGGUCACCACUGUGAGCCCUAUAAUAACCCUGCAGACUUCUUCCUGGAUGUCAUUAAUGGAGACUCCUCUGCUGUGGUAUUAAACAGAGUGGUUGAAGAUGAUGAAGCCCAAGAGACUGAAGAGCCUUCCAAGAGAGAUAAGCCACUCAUAGAAAAAUUAGCUGAGUUUUAUGCCAACUCUGACUUCUUCAGAGAAACGAAAGUUGAGUUAGGUCAACUCUUGGGGGAUCAGAAAAAGAAGAAGAGCACAGCCUUCACAAAGAUCAUCUAUGCCACCUCCUUCUGCCAUCAAGUCAGAUGGAUUUCCAAGCGCUCCUUCAAAAACUUACUGGGUAAUCCCCAGGCCUCCAUAGCUCAGAUAAUUGUAACAGCCUUCCUGGGGCUGGUUAUAGGUGCCAUUUUCUAUGAUCUGAAACAUAACCCUGCUGGAAUCCAGAACAGAGCUGGGGUGCUCUUCUUCCUGACCACCAACCAGUGUUUCAGCAGCAUAACAUCUGUGGAGCUCUUCGUGGUGGAGAAGAAGCUCUUCAUACAUGAAUAUAUCAGUGGAUACUACAGAGUGUCAUCUUAUUUCUUUGGGAAACUCCUAUCUGAUUUACUGCCGAUGAGGAUGAUACCAAGUAUCAUAUUUACUUGCACAAUAUACUUCUUGUUAGGAUUGAAACCGAAGGUGGAGGCCUUCUUCAUCAUGAUAUUUACCCUUAUGAUUGUGGCUUACUCGGCCAGUUCUAUGGCACUGGCCAUAGCAGCAGGUCAGAGUGUGGUAUCCAUAGCAACCCUUCUCAUGACCAUCUCCUUUGUGUUUAUGAUGAUUUUCUCAGGGCUGUUGGUCAAUCUCACAACCGUUGUGCCUUGGCUCUCAUGGCUUCAGUACUUGAGCAUUCCUCGGUAUGGCUAUGCGGCUUUGCAGCAUAAUGAAUUUUUGGGACUACACUUCUGCCCGGGACUCAAUGUCACAGCAAACAAUACCUGUGACUUUGCAACAUGUACCGGAGAAGAAUUCUUGGUAAACCAGGGCAUCGAUCUCUCACCGUGGGGCCUGUGGAAGAAUCAUGUAGCCUUGGCAUGCAUGAUCGUUAUCUUCCUUACAAUUGCCUACCUAAAAUUGCUGUUUCUUAAAAAAUAUACUUAAAUUCCUCUUUAAUUUACAUGAUUUAUGUACAUAUUACAAGGGGAGCACCUAGCGCUGGCUGGGUAUCUCGGUUGUUUAGAAUGUGGUCCGAUAUACCAAGGCUGUGGGUUCAGUCUAAGGUCAGGGCACACACAAGAAGCAAUCAAUGCAUGCAUCAAUAAGUGGAACA
Messenger RNA from Myotis brandtii (Brandt's bat), 2153 nucleotides. RefSeq names its product ATP-binding cassette sub-family G member 2. Gene Ontology annotation, molecular function: ATP hydrolysis activity; ATP binding; ABC-type transporter activity. The record is from RefSeq and is a predicted model, not a curated record. The transcript is spliced from 15 exons. NCBI's taxonomy places the organism in Eukaryota, Metazoa, Chordata, Mammalia, Chiroptera, Vespertilionidae. The coding region runs from base 20 to 1984 and encodes 654 amino acids. Gene Ontology annotation, cellular component: plasma membrane.